ACCGUGGCUCUGCACUGGCGCACAUACGCCUCUACCUGCAGCCAGCGCGCACCAAAAACUCCUUCCCCAAAGUGUAUUUAUCACUGCGUCAUUUCAGAGCCACGCCACAAUCCAGCAGAGCCACUAACAAACACCAUGAUUGGCUUUUAUUUGUUUGGAAGGCGUCCGCGCUCGUCUCUAACACCAUUUCACCUUUGAAACAUAACAACAGAGAGGAGAUAGCCCGGCUGUCCUUCCAGCCGCAGCUGCUGUUCGUGCGCUGUUCCGCUCUCAGCCCUGACUUUGCCGCUUUUGUCACUGCGUCUCUUUUCCUUGGGCAGUUGGUGAAAACAUUAAAUGUGCUGCGACCAUGUGGAGGUUAACCACACCUUUGAAAGUGGACGUCUCUCCCGCAGCCUCCUGACCAACUUCGUUGCGCGUUGAGAUGCGCCCGACAGAAGAGGAGUUGGAUGAUGAACCUUUUCGCGCUCUCUUUGACCCACAGCGUACAGUGAGAUUUCGCACCGUCAGAGAAACAAGGGCUUCCUAUGUAUUUCCGAGGAAAUCCAACCCGGCGUUGGCUGAGCUGAGUCAUUUCUAACUUUGCUGGGGAAUCUCAUUGAGGAUUUGCAGUUGUUCAACAUGACGGUUCGUCUAUCGCGGAUCCAACUGGCCCUGUUCUUCAUCCUGCUCUGCCCGGUCAACAUCAUCGGACUGUGGUGGGCAGUGGGCAGUCCACUGGUGAUGGACCCCAACAGUAUCUGCAGGAAGGCGAAGCGUCUGGCGGGGAAGCAGGCUGAGCUCUGUCAGACUCAGCCAGAAAUCGUCAACGAAGUGGCCAAAGGAGCCAGACUGGGUGUCAGGGAGUGCCAGUACCAGUUCAGGUACCGCCGGUGGAACUGCACCAGCCACAACAAAUACUUUGGCAAAAUACUGCAGCAAGAUAUUCGGGAGACAGCGUUUGUUUACGCCAUUACAGCAGCCGGCGUGACCCACGCUGUGACCCAGGCCUGCAGUAUGGGAGACCUUCUGCAGUGUGGCUGUGAGGCCACCAGGAACAGAGCACCUCCAAGGCCACCGUCGUCGUCGUCGUCGUCGCCCUCCUCCUCCCCCUCCUCCUCCUCCUCCUCCUCCUCCUCCUCUUCUUCUUCUUCUGGAGAUGGAGUCAAGUGGGAGUGGGGGGGCUGUGGAGAUGAUGUGGAGUUUGGUUAUGAAAAGUCGAAACAGUUUAUGGAUGCAAAGAGGAGAAGAGGCAAGAGUGACAUCAGGACCCUCAUUGACCUGCACAACAAUGAGGCGGGGCGUCUGGCAGUGAAGCUCUACAUGCGGACGGAGUGCAAAUGCCACGGACUGUCAGGCUCAUGCACCCUGCGCACGUGCUGGAAAAAGAUGCCUCAUUUCCGCGAGGUCGGCGACCGUCUGCUGGAGCGCUUCAACGGAGCCUCCAAGGUUAUGGGUGGCAACGACGGCAAAACCCUGAUCCCUGUUGGCCAGAACAUAAAGCCUCCGGAUAAGCAGGAUCUGAUCUACUCAGACGAGUCACCCGAUUUCUGCAUCGCAAAUCGGAAAACGGGUUCACUGGGGACGCGGGGACGCAUGUGCAACAGCACAGCCAUGGACAUCAGCGGCUGUGAUCUGCUGUGCUGCGAGCGAGGCUACCGGGAGGAAACGGUGGUGUUUGAGGAGAACUGUCUGUGUCGUUUCCACUGGUGCUGUGUGGUCCAGUGCAAGAAGUGCUUGGUCCGAAAAGACCUUAGUCUCUGUCACUGAUGAACUGAUGAGAAGGGGGCGGUCACUACCACGUAGUUCAUUCUGAUUACUUCUGGUGUUCAGGUGUUUUCUUUAGUUUGGGUUGUUUGAAAGAAAGAAAGGUGAUACUGAUUUUUUUUUGCACCACUCACGAUCAGAUGCCCCCAAAAUUUGAUUUUCAGACAGUCUUUGACUUCCAGAACGUCCUGGUUUGCUGGCCUAAAAGUUCACAAGGUGCAAGAGCGUAAACAGAACCAUGUGGAACCAAUGGAAAGAGGGACGAAAAGAAGUAAUACUAUAAAGAGUUUCCUAUUCUCUGAGCUACCUAUUUUUUAGUUCUAGUUUAUGAAAAAGGACCAAAGAAUGUGAAAAUAUGUUUUCCAUCUAACCGGAGGGGAGAUGAUACCUAAAGGACCAGGCUACCAGAUUUAUUUUUUGUCUCCUUCUUCAACAACAACAAAACAUGUACUGAUCCACCUGACUUAAUUCUAUAACUGUGUGAAGUAUAUGAAACCUGUUAGGUCUCUGAAAGUUUUCCAGGAACUCUAUGGUAGUAAAAGUCCUUCAGAGACUGUCGUCUAUCCGCAGGACGCUGUGGCAUUUUUUGAGUUUCUUUUCUUAAGUUGUCGUCUCACACAAUCUUGCAAACGAACACUUUCUCAUGCCAAAUACAAAAAAAAAAGAUGCCGGUCUUCACUUUUUCCUGCUACUGCGUCAGAAAAAUGUACAUAAAAGGGAAAUUAUAUCAUGUUAUCAUUUUUUUUUUUUUUUGAAGAUUAACGUCAACUCCACGUUCCGCAGGUGUGAACUUAGCCUGUCAGCAAAGACAGUUAUUUAUAUAAAGAUGACAAGACUACUCACUCCAUCUCCCUCUCAGAAGCACUUUGGAUGUGAUGGCUGCCACGGACUUCCUUAAUAGUUUGGCAACAGGACCUUUUUUGGAGGGGGUU
Molecule: messenger RNA, 2678 nt
Organism: Solea senegalensis (Senegalese sole)
Lineage: Eukaryota; Metazoa; Chordata; Actinopteri; Pleuronectiformes; Soleidae
Gene: wnt6b
Product: wingless-type MMTV integration site family, member 6b
Exons: 4
Coding region: 622-1749 (375 amino acids)
Biological process (GO): neuron differentiation; cell fate commitment; multicellular organism development
Cellular component (GO): extracellular region
Molecular function (GO): frizzled binding; cytokine activity
Source: RefSeq, a predicted model, not a curated record